AUAUAGUAUUGGUACCACACUGCCAUCAGGUUGCAACUUUUGGCUAGCUGUCAAAAAAUUAUUGAAAAUUUUUCACUCUACGAAUCAGACCACAGAAAGUGUCGUCUCGUGAAACUCGAAACUCUCGGUCCUGCCAAUAUAUGCAUCGGUCGGUGAAUAGAAAAAGAGUAAAAUUGAGCUAUUAGAAAUUAUCAGCAGAAGAAAUCAGUGUCCACGAAGCAAGGCCAAUACAGCAGAAGUGUGGUGAAUGAAGAAAAAAUAAAGUUCUAUGUCGGAUAUCUAAAGUGAGUGAACACAGAGAAGAGAAAAAAAGAAAAGUCUAUCGACAGCAAUACCUACAACAAAAAUCAAGGAAAAGUGGAGCAUCAAAGUGGAUCAUUCCUAGAGCGUCGUGUGGAGCAGUGCCAGCAAAGCAGAAGCUAGCCUUUGGAUUUGUCCUAGCGAGCGCAGAUUCCGUCGCCAGCCAGCGCUUCCUUCUGGAUUCAGCACAGCGAUCCAGCAAACGACGACGCCGAAGACGACGCCACAACGCUGUUCAUCUUUUUCAUGAAAGCGGGUCGAUAAUCGUCAAGAUGGAGUGCAAAUUGAUUUCACGAUAUUCGCCACUACUCGUGCUAUUCUUAGCAUCACUAGUAAAUGCACAAACAGGUCGCAAACGCGACACAAGCAACGUCUACGAAGUCAUAUAUUACGGUAACUCCCAGGUGAGUGUGGGGGACCCGUUUUCGAUAUCGUGCAUAGCCUCGAUCACCGAUCCGAUCGAUUGGCUCAAGGACGGCGAGCCAAUCCGGAAGCACAGUCAAAUACGUCACGGCAAGGACGAACACUCGUACAUCGUGAGCGAAAUGGGAGUCGCAGGAAUGCGGAACAAAAUUGAGGCCACCCUUAGCGUUCAGCAUGCCCUACCGAAGCAUCAAGGUCGCUAUCAAUGUAACUCUCGACACAAAAGCUAUCACAUGCUAUACAUAGUCGGAAAUGCUUCAUCCGCUGGCAGUGGUGGUAGUGCUACUGGACAUGGCAGAACCUCGGUUAAAAGUUCCAGCGAUCAAAUUAUGGACACACCGGAUGCAUCUCUCAUUGAACCAUUGCUCCUGACAACAUUAAGGCCAACAUUGAUUACCUCAGUUUCGAGCUCUCAUCACCAACUGACGACGCCCGGCACAUUUAUCUCGCCCAAUGCUCAUCCUAUUUCUACAGAAUUCGACAAGCAACAUUCCCAACAUCGUCAUCACCAGCAGCAAUCUCACCAUCAUCAUUCCCAAAGCGAUAAAUCCACAAAAUCUGAUGAUGACAAACAAAAGUCUCAACAUACUUUCAAAGCAGACUCGGUGCGAUUUAUGAAUAAGAAUCAGGAACAAUCCACAACGAAAGACACCCUAGCUCUGCCAGACGACGAACGGUACGAUGAGGAUAACCUGAGAGACAAAACUAAUAAGGACAUCAAAGAAGAUGAAUACCCCGAUACAACGGGAGCGAACGAGGACAGGAAUGGCAACGAUAACGAUGAUAUUGUCGAUAAGGAGGAAGAUGCCGGCAAGGCUAUUGUUAUCCUCAAUGAAGAUAGAUACCCCACUUCCGGAGAGGCCAACCCACUGGAUGCCAUCGCCGGUGAAAAUAAAGAGUCAAUCUCGGCAGUUGAUAAUGCCCGAGUGGGAUCCGAACGCGAUGACGAAACCAUCGACGAAGACACUAGCUCUCACGAAGGCGAUAUCAUUGUAAUCGAAAAGGACCUUUCAAUCGAAGACAAUAUCGACAAAUUGAUACUAAACAAGAGCGAAAUCAAUGGCAUGAUUCGGGUUGACAGUGAUGAAGAUCUACACCAUCACCACUCUCACAAAAAGCUUGAUCAUAUACGAAACGAACACACUUUGAUUCAUGUCCCUGUAGAAGCCCUUCCGACUAGCCUAACUACGGCUCUGAUGAUAGUACCGACUACCGUUCCAACCACUAGCACAACCCUUCCUCCGUCGACCGCAACUUCCAGCACUGCCGGUACAAUGACCACCAUCAAGCUACACGGACACGGCGGCGAAGGACAUCACCAUCAUCAUCAUCGGAAUCACGAACAGCAGCAACAACACGCGUCAGUCGCGGUUUCAGAUAUCCUGCAUCCCAACUACGAUGAUCCCAGCUCUAGUUUAAAAUAUUACGACAUCGCGAAAGCAAUGACGCUCGGUUGUAAUAUCACGAAAGAGGGCGAUUAUGAGUUAAGUUGGUCAAAAGACGGCGAAAACGUGAGCGAAAUCGAUUCGCUUCGGGAUCGUUACAAAAUAAUUAAGGAAGAACGCAAGUUCAUCAUCAGUCGGGCACUCGAAUCUGAUGCCGGCUCGUACACGUGUAGCGUGCGGGCGCUGAAUGCGUCUAGAACUUUUAAUGUAGUAGCAAAUGUUAUUGUUAAAUUUGAAAGCACAGAAAUAGGAAAAACAAACAUGGUGGAAGGCGAAAAACUCUCCCUUCAUUGCGUAGCGUUCGGAACGAAUCCCAAGAUUACCUGGACAGUUGGCAACGCCACCUUGAGCACGAGUACAGACCGCAUCGUGCUGGAAGAAGACGACAAGGGCGUUGAGAAUGCCCGGUUAACUAUCGAGAGCGUGCUGCUCAGCGACUACACCGACUACACCUGCGAGGGCCGAAACAACGCCACAGAUAUCACGGGUAAACCGGCACAAGUCACGAUAACCGUUAGGAUUAGAGGAAAAUACGCCGCGCUUUACGUUUUCUUGGGCAUUAUUGCCGAAGUUGUUGUAUUAUGUGCGAUUAUUUUAAUAUGCGAAAAACGACGCAACAAGACAGAAAUCGAGGAAAGCGACACCGAUAACAGUCCAGACCAGCGAAGGAGAAAAAGCUCUCGAAACUAUAACUAAUAAUAAAUUCUAUCGUACUGCUGAAGCAAAACUUCUUAAGAAAUUGUUGAAUAAUAGCUUAGUCACAAACUAGAUCUAGAAGAACGUAAAACAAACAAUAGGAUGCAAUGGAAAAUGCCGGUAACAAAGAUUCAAAUACUAUUACAAAAAAACAAACAGAAGAAAAUCCUCGAUCACAACAUCCAAUCCAGUUUCAAGCAAAAAAAAAAAAGUCAGACACUUCAAAAGUAGUGAUGUCGUGAUUUAGAGGAAAACAUUCCAAAGAAAUGAUAUUCGGCGUGAACAUUUCGGUCACUCAACCACUGAAGCCCACCAGAGAACUUAUCCUAAAACAGAAGAACGUUAAAGACUUCCCUCCUUAAUAUUGAGAACCGGUAACAUCCCAGGUUCGCUGAGGAAACCUCGUUAAAUGUUUGACCGUUUACACCCACACAUAGACACAUACACACAAGACAUACAUUCAACAGACUUAGAGAUACAGCAUGCAGGAAAAGCAGGAUUAAAUUAAGCAAAAAACGUAAACCCCCUUUUGAAGAAGAAAAUUUUCCUAGCGAAUAGAAUACAUAUGCCACCACUGCUGCCCUCUUGUACCGCAAUGAGAAAUCUCGAAGCGAUCGAAAGGAAAGGUUCAAUCGUGAAACAAUCCUUUCGGGAUAUGCACCGACGUCGUUGGUCGCUCUUCUGGACAGCCCAAUGCCUCGUUGGAUAUUUAUAAAAAAGAAAAUUUGAAAGCUUUAAAUAAUUUAAGUCACGAUUUCUGUGAUCAACAUUGAUUGUUUAUGGGAUGUUUGAACUUCCAAACGUAGAUGGACCCGAUUGGUGGUAAGAAAAUCAAACAACAGGCACAAUAUUGAGGCUCCAGAUACUAAUUAUCGCUGGUUGAUACGAUAGAACAAAUCAAGUUCGACGUUUCGAGUUUUCCACGUGGACACAAAUUCAGAUUCGUUUUACCCAUGAAGAAAAACAAAAAAAGACAAAUGUCAUCAUUAACUACUAGAAAGCGACAGCAUCUCAUCAAAACCUAAGUAGUAGCUUAACAAAGCCGUUUGUAUAAGGUGCAUGCAAGCGCAGAAGAGCAUCGCAGAAAAAUCUUUUUUAUGAAAACACACAAAGAAAAAUCGUGCUUAGGCAAACUAGUUCGAGCAACUAGGCGAAAAAAGACUAACCAAAAUAUCACAUAGGAAAUACAACAAACGCGAAUACUAGCCUACGAAAGAGAUUCAGAAGAUUACAAUACCACGUGUGGAACCAUUUGCAAUGAGCCCCACAUAAGAGUUACAACAAAAAAAAGUUAUUAGAUUAAGGCAUCUACCAUUAGUCGAUUAUAAAUACUUGGAAACUGACAGGAGGCAACGAUUCCGGUUUGCUUUCAAAUAUUUAUGAUCGUACUCGAUUAUUCUUAGGAGCUGUUUGAAAUGGAAUCGUAAUUCUACUGUUCGUGGAAGAGAUCACGCGAAAAAUAAACGAAUAUCGAAGGCAAUUUAUUCCCACAAAUAAUACUCCUUAGUAAGGGUUUGAUCAAACAUCAAACCAAUCUUAAGUGAUAGGAUAUGAUAACCUUAUCACAAAGCAAGUGUAUUUUUUGGAAAACGCACUACCACUCGUUUUGCAAGCAAAUUCAAACAAUGCUACACGGGUAGGAAGGAAAGUUAGUACAUGAUGAAGAUUGAUAGACAUUUUCUGAAGCUGUAAAUAAUUGUAACAUAUUAAGUAAUCUAAUAGAAAUUAGUAACAUGAUGAGGAAAAAAACAGUACGACAGGUUGAAGCUGUUUAGGUUUUAUUUACUCUCAGUGUAUUUUCAUCGUUCUUCGGUUAUUUCCGCUUUCAAGGUGGUGAUUUAUCUAAGUAUGUAGAAGAUAUAGAAUUAGAAAACAACGGAAAUUGCGUUACAAAUAGAUAACUUAUUUCGAAUCGUUAAAUUAGCAACUAAAGAGGAAUGAUGGUAAUCUAUUUCGGUUAAAGCAAGGUGAAUAAAUAAGAAUAAUAUAAGGAAUAAAAGACGACUGCGUUCAAAACGUAAUCAAAAUCGAGAAAAAUCUUAUAAAUAACUAAAAGUACGCUUUACCUAGAUGAGAUUUUAAAGUUAAUGACCACGUACACGUACACCUUUAAUUGUCUUUCUAGAUAUGAUCUUUAUAAAAAAAUGGCCGUUCACCCUUUCCGUAUGUUCGAAUGCCUAAUGACACUUCCUAUGUACAUUACAUCAAUGAAUAAAAGAUACCAUGGAGUAAUUUCCGAAACAGUGCUUAGGUACUUCGUUUGUAUUGUAUUUCAUCGCUGUUAUCGUUAGUGAAUAUCAUUCUUUUAUUAUAAAUUACUUCAAUAAUUUUACUCUUGAAAACAAUUUCAAGAAUCACAUUAUUGAUAUCAAUUCAACGAAAAUUCUAAUAAGUUUUUAGUACUAACUCCAAUCGGUUUGUAGUUUUCUGAAAAGUAAAUAAUACUGGCGUUUGUCAGUAUGCUCUUUCGGAUAAAAUCCAAAUCGCUGCGAAACUCAAAUUCACUUUCAAAUCGAUUUAACCUUACAUGCCACUGUCCGGUUCUAUUAUAAAAGGAAUACGAUUUAUUGGCGUUUUUGUUCAUAAAGUUGCUGAAUUGUGGUAUUAAUAUUGACUGUCCGCUUGAUAUGAUACACCGCGCGGUUGUUAUAAAGUUUCCAAAAACGCGCAUUUGGCUCAAAUUCCACUCGGCGAAUGGUCCAGAAAAAGAACAACCGUCUUCGAUGAAACACCGAAAUGUAACCGCCCAUGAAAAUGAAGUAAAAAAUAUGCAAAACCGCGGUUUUUUUUCCUCCAGGGAACGCCCAGUGAUGUGAGUGGCGAACAUUCAGCUGACAUGGAAUAAAAACAAAACAAAAUGCUCACGAGCAUCAAAGUGGCUGAUUUACUCGCAUCUGUCAUGCUCGCGAGUAAACGGAGCCAACGUGAUUCGUGAACGUGUUCGGAGCUGUUCAUAGUCAAUUGUGCUUCUAAGAUUUCGGCUUUCAAGGGUUCUGCGAGAUUUUUGAAUUACAAGGAUUUUUCACUCCUGCUGAUACUGAUUACUGUUGAAUUGAUGGAUAUACAAUUGAUAUGUCUGUCAUCACCCAAAUAAAUCACACCUUGUUCAGUAAAUCACGAGUAAAUGUUCGCGAACUUUUUGUAAUUUUUUUUGACAUGUUCUUCCGAGCAGGCGGGUGCACACUUACUCACACCAAGCCUUUCAAGAGUCUGUCAUGUUUGUUUUGCAUUGGUUUACACUCGUGAGGUGCUUCGUGAUGCGAACAUUUCAUUCACUGAACGUCGAGUAUUCUUUCAACCAAAUGCACUAAUACUCAAUAAUAACAUUUAUGUACAGAUAUUAAAAAACGUCAUAAAUGUGUCUCCCGAUUGAAAGUGGUUAGAGAAUGACUGAGUGGCUGACUCCAAGAAAUUACUCGAGACAUUUCAUCAAUUAUUUUCUACGGCAAGAUUCAUGACACAAGCUAAGUAGAAUUAUCAGAGGAAAUGUCUUAAGACAAGAUGUGAGUAAAUUAAGAAAGAUAGAGCUGUGUGCGUUUUAGAUGCAAAUAUCAAAUGCGAGAACACCAAACGCGAGAAGAUUUUCUACAAGGAACGCGGUGUUAAAGAUACUUUUUUCCCGCUAGGUCGAUGGUGAUUUAUAUAAUCGUUGCUAGGUGUGCUGUAAUUAUUUUGCGUUUCCGAAUUUGGAGGACAUUUAGUGUAUAUUUGCACCUCAGCAAUAAUUAAAAAAAUAUUGAUUCAUGAAAAAUAUUAUGAAUUUAUGUAUUUUUGAAUUCCUGGAGAAAUUGUGUGAAUAAUUCCUGAUAGAAUUUAAGAGGACAUAUGAAGGUAAAUUUUAUAUGAGAACUUUUCCCAAAAAAAAACUCAUGAAAUAAUUUCUUGUGAUUAUGGAAACAAUAUCAUUGAUAGAAUAGUUUGAAAAGAUAAUUCAAAAAAACGUUUUGUAAAACUUUGUUAACUACUUGAAGAAUUUUUGUAGUUAUUACAGAAAAAAUAGGGGUAAUUUGCACUGCUUUUUUUCUAUUGAUUACGGGCCUCUGACUGCACAGGACAAAAUCGCCAGUAAAGAAGACCGACACAAAUCAAAACGGUAGACUUUUCCAAUUCGUCAAAAAUUUAACUCCACUGUAUUGAAAAAUUAUGAAGAGCAGUGAUGUUAUUCAAAUAAGCCGUUGGUCAGCUUGAGUCUCAAAACACUUAUUGCGCAGUGAAUAGAGUUUAUGCCUGACACGCUUAUGAGGCUGGUUCAACUCCAGCACCUGCUAUUUUUAAGAUGAUCUAGAACUUGAAAAUGUAUCCGAACUUUUUGAGAGUUUGAAAGCAUAGUUUAACGUAAGUAGUCGAUUGUUUUGUUAUCAAGACUAGCAAUAAAAUUAUAAUUUGGAAAUUACAAAAAGUGUUCUUUGUUUCAUCAUUAUUACAACGCUGUUUCCUAAUAACUUCAUGGUUGAACUCCAUUGACUACACUCUUGAUGAAUUGAUUAUAGUACAUAUGGCGUCAAAUGAGAAAAUUAUAUGAAAAAACACAAAAAAGGAGGAAAAGUAGUGUCGGUAGGUAUACUAGAGUAAUCAAAAAGAUAAGAAAGAGAUUAUAAUAGCUAAAGGCAAUCUAGAGCUAAUAGAAACGUCGAAAAUUUUUAUUACGAGAUGUGCAAGACUUGAUAUGCAGGAUUACAGCAGAUGUACUUGAUGAUUAUUACGUACAGUUGACAUACAAAUACCUGUUUCGGAUGACAUGUUGAGCUUGUACCAGAAAAAAAUGUGAAGAUAAAUUUUGAUUAUGGUUAUUAUAUAUUUAUUUUUUGCUGCAAAUUAUAGGAAGUUGUUUUAAGAUCAGUUUCAAAAUUUUAUAAAAUUACCAUUAUAAAUUACUUGAAUUUAUUACGAAUGACAUUCAAUGCCUUACAUCGUAAUAAAAACUUCACGUUAAUUUUCUCAAGGCGAACUUCUGUUUGUUCGUUGUCUAUACAUCUUUGUUCAAAAUUGUACCUCGAUAAAAAAAGAUCGUUUAAUAUGAACCAAAGGGCUGAUUUAAAAUACACCAAAAUUAAAUACAAAUGAAAACCGAUAAUUCACUCAUUGACUUAAACUCGAUGGUAAAAUUUCCAAUGUUCCUCUUCUACUGUAUUGAUUUUACAAUACUCAAGCGAUCAAAAUGUCUUCAUGUUUCGGUCACUAUUGUCAAUACAAUUGAACAGAUUUCCCAAUUCUCGUAAACACUGAGGUCGGGAUAUGAAAUAAAGAUGAUUGUUUAGCUAACAGGAAGUGUAAAUAUCAAACUAUCUAAAUCGCGUCAAGGCAUCUGAAAGCGCGCAAUCUUCAGCACAUGUCAUCACACUGUUGCCACUCAUACCAUACCAGUUCUAAGCAACUCAUUAAAACAAACAAUAUUACCAACAAAGGAAAAUCAAGAGAAAAAUCCAAUAAAUUGCAGCACAGAAAAAGCAUGUGGAAUAUUUCAAUCAAAAUAAUCACACUAACAUUUACAUAAAUACACACUCGCAUCAUUCGAUAAACCUAAAAUCAUUUGUAACGCAAAAAAUCUAAUAGAACAAAAAUAUGCACUUCCCGCAAAACAAACAAAACAUAGUAGAUUAAAGCAGAUUAAAGACAUGUUGUAAAGCAGCUGGAAUAAGAUUCCGCACGUAAACAACUGAAAUACACAUUUUUAGAUGCACGACGUUGAAAACCAAUGAAAAAGAAAACAACAAAACAAUGUGAAUAAAAAACCAAAACAAGAUAGGAGGGAGAUCACAAAAAAGGCAUCACCAGUCAAUACAGAUGCAGAAAUAUUACCAAAUGAACCGAAAAAGUAGUUACUACAGCGGUUACAUAAAAAACGGACUAACAUUUAAUUGUUUGGUUUUAAUUAUUGAUGAAUCCAGAAUUAUUGAUUUAUUCAAAUUGAUAUCACGCAUUAUUUAUGAUAGGUAAAGUAAGAAGUAACGUGUUGCAUUGAUUGCGAUCACAUCAAUUGCAUUCUGGCUAUUGCCAGAAAACCACUUAUUUAGUUCAUUGUUCAAUAGAAAAUAAAUAACUUACAUAACAUAGCAACAUUUUUCCUCCCUCUGUACUCUCCAUGCUUGCGAAACAUCGUCGGUUGAUUAAUAAUUCAGAUAAGUAUAAACUUUAUAUUUGUUCAUUCGUUUUCUGUUGAACGAACCUGAAUAUCCACAAAUGCUGAUAAGUAUUUCAGAAUAACAUAACAAACACAAGGUAAGCUGUAAGAAAAACAAAAACCCAAAAAUGUAGUGACGAAAAGUGGUGUGCGAAAACAAUGGAAGAGGAAUGGGAAGAUGCUGAACCUUCAGCUGACGAUACAAACCAAAACAAGAAAUUAUAGAAUGUUUAACUGAAAAUUUGGAAAGAAGAAACGAGACACUACAGAUAUUGUUAUUAUGUAUAAUGUUUGACCAAUAAAAAGUGAACAGUUGAUUUAAA
Molecule: messenger RNA, 9308 nt
Organism: Aedes aegypti (yellow fever mosquito)
Lineage: Eukaryota; Metazoa; Arthropoda; Insecta; Diptera; Culicidae
Gene: Bsg
Exons: 10
Coding region: 573-2864 (763 amino acids)
Biological process (GO): axon guidance; dendrite self-avoidance; homophilic cell-cell adhesion
Cellular component (GO): axon; plasma membrane
Molecular function (GO): cell-cell adhesion mediator activity
Source: RefSeq, a predicted model, not a curated record